Molecule: messenger RNA, 804 nt
Organism: Alternaria arborescens
Lineage: Eukaryota; Fungi; Ascomycota; Dothideomycetes; Pleosporales; Pleosporaceae
Exons: 1
Coding region: 1-804 (267 amino acids)
Source: RefSeq, a predicted model, not a curated record
AUGCGCACAUUCCUCGCCCCGCUCCUGCUUGCGCCGCUUGCAGCGCUCGCCGCACCAGAUGUCUUCGCCGACUUCGAACCAGCCGUUGCGCCAUUAGAGAACCCCGUAUACGAGGCCAUGGAGACAUCUCCCGCAGGCAGCGGCGCCGAAGUCCUCAAGCGACAAAACAACAAUGCAUGUGCAACCCAAUACUUCAACUGUGCUGGUCUCGGCGCCCCGGGACUCUGCUGCCCACGAACAGCCGUGUGCUCAGCCGACCAGGCCGGACAUGUAGCAUGCUGCCCCCAGGGCGCAGCAUGCACAGGAGCAAUUGGCGCCAUUGCCACGGGCGCAAAUCCCUCGGCCACAUCCACAGUCUCCUUCGUAGUCGCAUCCACAACAGGCGACAGCCCCUUCGUGCAGGAAACAAAUGGCGCAAACCACGGAAGCACGGUACAGAACCAAUUCUACCCUUUCCCGUACAUACCGACGACUUACUCCAACGCAGCUGCCUGCUCGUCCGCUUAUACAAGCUGCCAAAGUGAUGCUGCAAGCUGUACGACUGCUCUAGCCAACGGCGCGGCUGGCGUCACUAUAUCGGCACCCAACGGCGCCGGUGCCACCAUUACCGCAAUUCCGAGUGUGGGCCUCCAGUCUGCUCAGAGCAUCUGCUCGAGCUUGAGCAGUCUGGGAUGUUCGCAGCUUACUGUCGAGGCUUGUGCGGCUUUUGACGGUCAAGGAAACGCAGGCAUGAGAGCCCGCUGUGCCGAUUACCUCAUGACAGCAGGUGUUGCUGUCGGCAUUGCAGGACAGCUUUUGAGAUGA